CUAUACAAAGUAGCAAUGCUCAAAAAAACAUGAGAGAGGGAUACGGGGAUAGAGGGAGAAUGGCAAUGAAGCAUGCACAAGAAAAUAACAUGAGAGAGAAAAUAGAUAAAAAAGCAAAACAUCGAAUGGGAGGAAAUAAGAAUAGCUCCAUAACGAACGAGCAACAAUACACGAGUGUCCAAAAUAAUGAAAAAAGCAAAACAAAGAAGGCAACUCGUGUUGUUUGUAAGCAAAUAGAAUGA
Messenger RNA from Dovyalis caffra, 242 nucleotides. NCBI's taxonomy places the organism in Eukaryota, Viridiplantae, Streptophyta, Magnoliopsida, Malpighiales, Salicaceae. The record is from the annotation of a GenBank genome assembly.